AUGGCUCUGACCGUGUGUGUGAGGAGACUAACAGGGCUUCCAGGCACUCAUGACCGACAAGUGAAGCUCAGUUUUCGGGGUUUUACCCAGAAAACAAGAAAAAUUCAUUGUGGUCAAGAAGCUGAUGUCAGUGAGCUGUUCCGCUGGCCCCAUUAUGGGGCUCCACUCACUGGGGAAAGUCUAUCUGUGCAGGUGGUCAACUGCAGUCGUGUGUUCAGCUCCAGGCCUUUGGGGACCCUGGUGAUCUCCCUGCAGCAACUACAGAGUGCUGGGCGUUUGGUGCUACGGGAGGCCCUAGUGGAUGAAAACCUGCGAGUGUCCCCUAUCCAUGUGGAGCUUGACUUGAAGUAUCCCCCAGAGGGCGCUGCUGGAGCCUGGGCAGAGGAGGACUUCGGGGCACUCAUCCGGGAUAGCUCAGAGUUGAUCAUCCACAAUGUGGGCUUCCAGGAGCUGGAGCCAGGGGAGGCCCAGCUGGAGCGGCGGGCAGUAGCUCUGGGCCGCAGGCUUGCUCGAAGCCUAGGCCCACAGGAUGAUGAUGAGAAUGAGCUGGAGCUGGAGCUGGAGUUGGACCUGGAAGAUGAGCCUGAUGUGGAGCUUUCUGGGGUUGUGUUCAGCCCCCUCAAGAGCCGAGCCCACGGCCAGGCCGGUGGGGAUCCUUUCCAAAUGUCCAGAGCACAGGACUUCCAGGUAGGGGUCACCGUGCUGGAGGCCCAGAAACUAGUGGGAGUCAACAUUAACCCCUAUGUGGCAGUGUGCGUUGGGGAGCAGCGCCGUGCCACGGCCACACAGCGUGGGACCAAUUGCCCCUUCUACAACGAGUACUUCUUGUUCGAAUUUCAUGAGACCCAGCUUCGCCUUCAAGACUUGCUGCUGGAGAUCACGGUUUUCCAUUCGCAGUCCCUCCCCUUUAUGGCCACCCGGAUAGGCACCUUCAGGAUGGACCUGGGCAUUGUCUUCGACCAGCCAGAUGGCCACUUCUAUCAAAAAUGGGCUCCUCUGCAUGACCCCCAGGACACCCACGCCGGGACUAAGGGUUUCGUUAAGGUCACCUUGUCCGUGAGGGCACGCGGAGACCUGCCCCCUCAACUGCCAGUCCUGGGCCCAGGGCACAGUUCAGACAUCGAGAAGAACCUGCUCCUGCCGCGCGGGAUACGAGCAGAGAGGCCGUGGGCGCGGCUCCGCGUGCGGGUCUACCGCGCCGAGGGGCUUCCAGCACUGCGUCAGGGGCUACUAGGCAGUUUGGCCCGCACCCUGCACGACCAGCGCAUCCUCUUGAACCCCUACGUACGGGUGUCCUUCUUGGGGCAGCAGGGCGAGACGUCGGUGCGCAGCGAGGCGGCGGCGCCCGAGUGGAACGAGCAGCUGAACUUUGUGGAGUUGUUCCCACCGCUGACGCGCGGACUUCGCCUGCAGCUGCGGGACGACGCGCCCCUGCUUGAUGUGGCCCUCGCCACGCACGUGCUGGACUUGAAGCAGAUCUCCCACCCCGGCCGCGCGGCCGGGUUUAACCCCACCUUUGGCCCAGCCUGGAUACCCCUCUAUGGCUCGCCCCCUAGCAGGGGGGUCCGGGAUGGUCUUCAAAGUCUCAAUGAAGGCGUUGGCCAAGGCAUUUGGUUCCGCGGUCGGCUUCUGGUGGCUGUGUCCCUGGAGGUGUUUGAAGGGAGAACUGAGCCUGAGCCCCCUCAGGCCCUCCAGGGGUCCAGGUUGUCCCGACUCACCGGAAAGAAGAAGAAGAAAGCCAGGCGGGGACAGAUCCCAACCGGGGUUCCGAAGCAAGUGGACACCAGCUCCAGUGCAGAAUCUCCUGAGAUUCCUAGUGCUAUGGAGGUCGAGGUGGAGGAGUUGCUGCCCCUGCCAGAGAAUGCCCUGGCACCCUGUGAAGAUUUCCUGCUUUUUGGCGUGCUCUUUGAGGCCACCAUGAUUGACCCUUCUAUGACCUUGCAGCCCAUCAGCUUCGAGAUUUCCAUUGGUUGUGCAGGCCGCAGAGAGGAGCAAUUGGGUCAAGGGUCCAGGACUGGGGAGAGAACUGAGGGCACCCUGGGGGAAGCUCAGCCUCUGCUGGAAUCCGAAGAUAUGGGGACUGGUCUGGAAGAGGAGAAGGAGCUGGGAACUCCUGCUCAGAGACCUGAACCUGUAGAUGGCAGUGGGGUAAGUUCUCCUGAUGAACCAUACCUUUGCUUGCCCCUGCGUCACCGCAAGCCCUGCGUGCAUGUGUGGAGCUGCUGGGAAGAUUACACAUGGCGCCUGCAGAGCAGCAACUGUGUGCACAAAGUGGCUGAGAGGCUGAACCAGGGACUGCAGGAGGUUGAGAAGAUGCAGCGCAGACCAGGACUGGGUGCCUGCACACGACUCAAGCAGGCUUUGGAGGAACUAGUGGCUGGGAGCAGACAGUUUUGCCGCAGUGCUGAGCGUAGGACGAUGACCCAGCCCAACACCUUGGAUCGAUGCCGAGGGAAACUGCUGAUGCACAGCCUGAACCUGUUGGCAAAGCAAGGACUGCGGCUUUUACGGGGUCUGAGACAGGCCAACGUGCGAAAGAAGGUGACAUUGGCCAGGAAGCUCCUUGCAAAACUGCGCUUUCUGGCUCAGGAGCCCCAACCACCCCUUCCCGAUGUGCUGGUCUGGAUGCUCAGCGGGCGCCGCCGUGUAGCCUGUGCCCGGAUCCCUGCCCAGGAUGUGCUGUUCUCUGUGGUGGAGGAGGAGCGGGGCCGGGACUGUGGGAAGAUCCAGAGUCUGCUGCUCACAGCACCAGGGGCAGCCCCUGGGGAGGUCUGUGCCAAGCUGGAGCUCUUCCUGUGGCUGGGGCUGGGCAAGCAAGCCAAGGCCUGCACCUCCGAGCUGCCCCGGGACCUGCUGCCGGAGCCCUCGGUGGGGCUGCCCCGUAGCCUGUACCGGGAUGACUUUAGCUACUUCCAGCUCCGCGCUCACCUAUACCAGGCCCGAGGCGUGUUGGCAGCAGAUGACAGCGGCCUCUCUGACCCCUUUGCUAGAGUCCUCAUCUCUACCCAGUGCCAGACCACACGGGUUCUGGAGCAGACACUGAGCCCCAUGUGGGAUGAACUCUUGGUAUUUGACCAGCUGAUCGUGGACGGGAGGCGGGAGCACUUGCAGGAGGAACCUCCAUUAGUGGUCAUCAAUGUCUUUGAUCACAAUAAGCUUGGUCCCCCAGUGUUCCUGGGCAGGGCACUGGCUGCCCCGAGAGUAAAGCUGGUGGAGGAGCCAUACCAACGCCCUGAGCUGCAGUUCUUUCCCCUGAGGAAGGGACCCUGGGCAGCCGGAGAGCUCAUUGCCACCUUUGAACUCAUUGAACUGGACUAUAGUGGCCGACUUGAGCCCUCAGUGCCUAGUGACGUGGAGCCCCAGGAUCUGACACCCCUGGUCGAGCCCCUCUCGGGACGCCUGUCCCUGCCACCCAGUGUGCGCCCCGUGCUCAGGGAGUUCCGUGUUGAGGUGCUGUUCUGGGGUCUCAGGGGCCUCGGGCGUGUGCACCUGUUUGAGGUAGAGCAGCCCCAGGUGGUGCUGGAAGUGGCUGGGCGACGUGUGGAGUCUGAGGUCCUGGCCAGCUACCGCGAGAGCCCCAAUUUCACUCAGCUCGUCACACAUCUGACAGUGGACUUGCCAGAGCAGCCUUACCUGCAGCCCCCACUGAGCAUCCUGGUGAUCGAGCGCCGGGCCUUUGGCCGCACUGUCCUCGUGGGUUCCCACAUUGUUCCCCACAUGCUGCGAUUCAUACUUCAGGGUCACGAGGAUCCCCCUGCGGAGGAAGGAGCAGAGGAGGAGACGGUGGGCCUGGUACCCCAGGAACCUCUAGGACAGUUGGCCCUGGAUUCCCUUUUGGCUGACUCUGGGAGAUCCAGACGGCUCCUGAAGGCUCCCCUGAAGAAGUUUACCCUAGGAGGCCUCCUGAGUCAAGGCCCUGAACUGGAGGAGGACAUCCCGGACCCUGAAGAGCUCGACUGGUGGUCCAAGUACUACGCCUCACUGCAGGAGCUCCAGGGUCAGCCCAGUCUUGAUGAGGAUGAAAUGGAUGAGCCUGGGGAAUCUGAUGGGGUCAACUUCAUUUCUAUGGAUGGGGAGGUCAAGGACCAGGGUGAGGCUGAUGUCAGAGGCUUUGUAUCUCAGAAAAAAGCAAUUGCCACCCUGAAGAUCUACAACAGCUCCCUGGAGGAAGAGUUUCACCACUUUGAAGACUGGCUGCAUGUGUUUCCCCUAUACCGAGGGCAAGGGGGCCAGGAUGGAGAUGGAGGGGAAGAGGGGUCUGGACACCUUGUGGGCAAGUUCAAGGGCUCCUUUCUCAUUUAUCCUGAGGCAGAGGCCGCAUCCUUUUCUGAGCCCCAGAUCUCCCGGGGCCUCCCACAGAACCGGCCCAUCAAGCUCCUGGUCAGAGUGUAUGUUGUAAAGGCUACCAAUCUGGCUCCCGCAGACCCCAAUGGCAAAGCAGACCCGUACGUGGUGGUGAGCACUGGCAAGGAGCGCCAAGACACCAAGGAGCGCUACAUUCCCAAGCAGCUGAACCCCAUCUUUGGAGAGGUCCUGGAACUAAGCAUCUCUCUCCCGGCUGAGCCAGAAUUGACUGUGGCUGUGUUUGAUCAUGACCUCGUGGGUUCUGACGACCUCAUCGGGGAGACCCACAUUGAUCUGGAGAAUCGAUUCUAUAGCCACCACAGAGCAAACUGUGGGCUGGCUUCCCAGUAUGAUGUGGAUGGGUACAACGCCUGGCGUGAUGCGUUCCGGCCUUCACAGAUCCUAGCGGGGUUGUGCCAACGCUGUGGCCUCCCUGCUCCUGAAUACCGAGCUGAGGCUGUCAAGGUGGGCAGCAAAGUCUUCCUGACACCACCUGAGACUCUGCCCCCAGGUGGCCGUGGUCCCCGGGUGGCCAGUGGAGCCCCUGAGGAGGCCCAGGCACUGCUCGUGCUGCGGCGUUGGCAGGAGAUGCCAGGGCUCGGCAUUCAGCUUGUCCCCGAGCAUGUGGAAACCCGGCCCCUCUACCAUCCCCGCAGCCCAGGGCUGCUGCAGGGAUCUCUUCACAUGUGGAUUGAUAUCUUCCCCAGCGAUGUGCCUGCCCCUCCUGCAGUUGACAUCAAGCCUCGGAAGCCAAUCAGCUAUGAGCUCAGAGUUGUCAUCUGGAACACAGAAGAUGUGGUUCUGGAUGAUGUGAAUCCACUCACUGGAGAGAUGUCAAGUGACAUCUAUGUGAAAAGCUGGGUGAAGGGGCUGGAGCAUGAUAAACAGGAGACAGAUGUCCACUUCAACUCCCUAACUGGGGAGGGGAACUUCAACUGGCGCUUUGUGUUCCGCUUUGACUAUCUGCCCACCGAGCGGGAAGUAAGUGUCCGGCGGCGGCCUGGACCCUUCGCUCUGGAGGAGGCUGAGUUCCGGCAGCCGGCAGUGCUGGUCCUGCAGGUCUGGGACUAUGACCGCAUCUCCGCCAACGACUUCCUUGGAUCCCUGGAGCUGCAACUGCCAGACAUGGUGCGGGGCGCCCGGGGCCCCGAGCACUGCUCAGUGCGGCUGGCCAGAGACGGGGCUGGGCCAAGGUGCAAUCUGUUCCGCUGUCGCCGAUUGCGGGGCUGGUGGCCUGUAGUGAAGCUGCGGGAGGCGGAGGACAUAGAGCGUGAGGCUCAGGCCGGCAAGAAGAGGCGGAAGCAGAAGAGGAGGAAGGGCCGGCCAGAAGACCUGGAAUUCACAGACACGGGUGGGAACAUCCACAUCCUCACAGGGAAGGUGGAGGCCGAGUUUGAACUUCUGACUGUGGAGGAGGCUGAGAAGCGGCCAGUGGGGAAGGGGCGGAAGGAGCCUGAGCCCUUGGAGAAGCCCAACCGCCCCAAAACCUCCUUCAACUGGUUUGUGAACCCACUGAAGACCUUUGUGUUCUUCAUCUGGCGCCGUUACUGGCACAUCCUGGUGCUGCUGCUGCUGCUGGCGCUCAUCACCAUCUUCCUUCUUCUGGUCUUCUACACCAUCCCUGGCCAGAUAAGCCAGGUCAUCUUCAGCCCCCUCCACAAACCCUCUGACUAGCUGACCGGGACACUCAUCUCAUGGCACCAACCCUUUAACUCCCGCCCAGGAAUCCCUCCUGUCAAUAUGCAU
Molecule: messenger RNA, 6090 nt
Organism: Sciurus carolinensis (gray squirrel)
Lineage: Eukaryota; Metazoa; Chordata; Mammalia; Rodentia; Sciuridae
Product: fer-1-like protein 4
Biological process (GO): plasma membrane organization
Cellular component (GO): membrane
Source: RefSeq, a predicted model, not a curated record